This is a messenger RNA of Dromiciops gliroides (monito del monte), 3617 nucleotides long. It is a transcript of the gene SGO2, whose product is annotated as shugoshin 2. Lineage: Eukaryota; Metazoa; Chordata; Mammalia; Microbiotheria; Microbiotheriidae. Gene Ontology annotation, cellular component: chromosome, centromeric region. The transcript is spliced from 9 exons. The coding region runs from base 16 to 3408 and encodes 1130 amino acids. The record is from RefSeq and is a predicted model, not a curated record.
UUCCGUCGUACGCAGAUGCUGGCGCUUACGCAGCGCCGUUCUCCAAGCCUCCAAAUCCCUUCUCUGGAAUCCGAUUGGUUGACUGCCCGGUGCCUAUUAACGGCUGCGAAAUUUGAAAAUCCAAAAGAGGCCCCUGGGCCGGAGCCGCGGAGAGUGACUGGGCUGCUGCUGCCGGCGUUGGGGCCUCUGCUCGGGCGCAGGAGCCCCCAGACAGACGCUGAAGCAACCAACAGUGCAAUGUUUGCUUCAGAAAUGGAGGAUCUAGACACUUCUGGAACUUCCUUAUUUUUCACUCAGAGAAUUAAGAGACAUGUAAAGGACAAGAAAACUUCAAGAGUCAAUAAAUUGAAUACUUCUCUUGCAACAAAAAUAAAAAACAAAUUAAUAAACAAUUCCUCUAUCAUUAAGAUUUCUUUAAAACACAACAACAGGGCAUUGGCUCAGGCUCUGAGUGUAGAAAAAGAAAAUUCUCGAAAACUUACAACUGAAAAAAUGUUGUUGCACAAAGAAGUGGAAAAAUUGAGUUUUCGAAAUGCUUUUCUUCGUCAAAAGCUAAAUAAUCUGCAUAAAACCCUCAUAGAAACAGAAGCCUUUGUGAGCAGUAACUUGAUAUCUGCAAUAGAAAUGACAAGCCACCCUGAGGAUUAUCAGAGUCCCUCUUUUUUGGCAGCUAGCCAGAAGAAAGGUGUUGGUAACCAGUUGGAAUUAUUACAUCAUUCAUUUGGGAGAGAAAUUCCUCACAGCAGACCUACCCAUUUGCCUAUGAGAGUUCUGCUUACGUCAGCAGAUGAUGAUGACGACGGUGAUGAUAAAGAGACAUUUCAGUGUGACAGCAAUCUCACAACUAAGAAAGUACCUGAUUCUCUCACUCCAGUAGCAUCCAAAGUAUCUUUACCUAACCAAUUCCAUUUGGAAUUGCAAAGUCCUGAGAAAAAUAAUCAGGAGAUAGAUGCCCAAGAUAAUCCAGGAAGAAAAUUUUCUAUUGCCAAUGUGCUUUCCACAGAAAAUAAGUCCCACCCAGAAGAAAGUUCCAAAAGUUCCUCAGUCAGUGAACUGAAUAUUGUUCAAAAUGUUGGGCAUGAGAAAAAGAAAAGAUCUCGUAGUAAUAGUCAAUCUGGAAAUGUGACGGAAAGAAAAAAGCAUCUUCCAUCUUGGGAAUCAAGUAAUUUUCCUGCAGUAAUUCCCCUUGCAGAAGAUUUGGAACAAAUAGUAGUUUCAAAUAAUGUGUUAAAUAGGACUAGCAAGAUAAAUGAGAACUCUAUAGAUACAGAUACCCAAACACAACAAAAUGGAUUGUGUCAUCUUGACUCACACUCACAAUCUGUCAGUAAACUUAAUGCAGAGUUCCCCACUGUAGUGCUGCCCAAUGAUGAACAGCAGCUGCAGAAAACAACAUAUGAAGCUGAUAUGGAUUUAACUGAGAGUGAAAUUAGCAAAAUUAUUACAGUUCAAAUUGCUGCCAAAAAUAAGGCUAAUCAUAAAACUAAGGCUUCUGGGGAAAAAGCUUUUAGAAAAGUGAAGAAUUCAAAUACUGAAAAGAAGAGAGAGAAGUCAAAAGUACAACCAAAACCUAGUUCAUAUUUACACAGUAAAGAAAGGGAUAAAGAUACAGAAGAAAGCAGUUCUCUUACUUUUGCUGAUAAUAGUAAAUCAGAAGAUCAGAAGCUCACUUUGGAGACUAAACAACUUGAUCAAUUGAACACCCUGAAGGGCAUAAUGUGUCAGAAAGCUAGUGAGCAAAAUGUGGUACAAAUUUCACAGCAUCAUGAUAAAAAGAACAAAGUAAGAAAAACAUAUGUAGUAAAUGAUGAAGAGAGAAUUUCUCUUUUCCCUCCCACAUCAAGUAAAUCCCACCAGGACAACACUUGUGGUAAGGGACAUGGUUUCCAAACUUCUGAUAAAGGCAGAGAUUUUAGAAGGACAUUUGUGGUUGAUAAUUCAAACAAAGAUACAUGCUUUCCAAGUCAAAAGGAUAAUGAAACAGUCUCUGGCAUAUUAGAAAACUUAGAAAAUGAGCUACAAACAAUCCUUAAUUGUACCAAAGGUAUCCAAAAUCUAUCUGAUUGUAGGACCCAAAGUUCAUUGGGUAUAGAAAAGCAGAUCACUCACAUGCAGCCUUCCAAACAAAGCACAACAAAUUUAAGCAAAAAGUCUUUGAAGUAUAGCAGAAAAGAGAGAACAUAUGAAUUACUUUCUGAAGUUAACCAACUACAUGAAAAUAAUGACAAAGUUGUGUACCACAGAGAAAGCCACAUAGAAGACCUUAAUUCAGAAGCAAACAAAACUGAAAAAAACACUAAAUACCAAGUGAAUAACAUUCAAAAUUCAUCUUGUGUAGAAGAUAUGAGUAAAAAAAUCAAAAAUUAUGAUCAGUGCUCAGAUCUUCAAAAACUGGAUAAAAAAUACAGCACAAAUUCAUCAGGCAAACCAAUGAACUUACUGAGAAAAUCUAAGCCCAAAACCUUCAUGCAGCCAGCAGAUCAUACUCAACAUUCUGUUCCCUUAGAGACAGGAUUAUUAAAACACUCAAUGAGAGAGCUGGAAGGUGAUUCAGAAAGCAAGCAUGAGCACCAGCAGGGUCAUACACAAGGUACAACUGUGACUCCAAGUGAAAAAACAUCUUUCAAUUCUUUCAUGAAAGUUACUGCAGAAAGUGAAUUGCAUGUUAAAGUGUCAAAUAAAAGAAGAGAAUCCAAGUCAAAAAAGAGCCGAAAGACUUAUGUAGUUGCUCCAAUCGAUCAAAAUGAAGUUAGGAAAAAAAUACCUGACACUGUUGAGGAAAGGUUAGUACCAUGUGAUUCUGAGGAAGUUAAUCACGAACAAAACUUGGAAAAGAAGAAAAUAGUCAAAAUAAAACCAGAUCAAUUCAUUUGUAACCCAGUAAUGGAGAACACUUCUUGUUUGAACUCUUUAGCUCAGACGGCUUCAUCUAAUACAAGGCAGUUUUCUCCCUAUGCCACCUUGAUGGAGGAUUUGUUAAACUCAGACAGUCCAAUUGCUAGGAACCAGAAACUUCCUGACAAUGUUACUUUGAAGGAACCCAUCUUUCAGGUGGCUGACACUGAGCAAAAGUGUGCUUUUCAAGAGAAGACAGAAGAAACAAUAUUUCAAGUGAGCAGAAGAACAGGAACAAUUGGAAAAGAUACCAAAGUACUACAAGAUUUGACAAAUGCUAGUUUUGAUUCCCGCAAUUCUUCUCCUAAAUCUCAGCAUUCAUUGGAUGAAGUUUCUUCAAUCUUGCCAACUAAAAGAAGGCGAGUUGCCGUUUGCUAUAAAGAACCAAGUCUUAUGAGAAAACUGAGACGAGGAGAUGAAUUUACAAAUUCUGAUUUUCCGGAUUCCAGACCUAAAAAGUCAAAAGGAAGAAAAAAGAAAGAAGACAAGAAAAGCCUUCAAGAAAUACUUUAAACAGUUACUUUAGUGGAGGUUUUUUCAUUUUUUUUUAAAAAUGGAAUGAUAUAUUUUUCAUUCUUAAGCUUAAGCAAAUGUAUAUAAAGUAGCUGUUUUCCAAUUUUGCCAUUUAUAAAAUGGUUUUGAUCAAGACCAUCCAUGCUAUAUAAUUUCAUGUUUUUGCUAUUAUAAAUUUCUCUAAAUAAAGGCAGAUUACUAUGUAAGCA